AUGGCAGCGAGCAGUCGAAUAGGUCAGCCAUUGAAGGUGGCCACCAGAGUGCUUCUGCCACGAUCUCGGCCAGUCUUUACCACACAAACCCCUAGUCUUCAGCGAAGAGCAAUAAGCACUUACGGCUAUACACAAGCGAAAGCUCUCGUGUUCUCCAAGUAUGGCGAGCCACAGGAUGUCCUAUCACUUCAUGGCCAUUCCAUCUCCCCUGCCGCCGGUACUAACGUUGUCGUUCGCAUGCUGGUGGCUCCCAUAAAUCCAGCCGAUAUCAAUCAAAUACAAGGCGUAUAUCCCUCCAAACCCAACAUGAGUACUGCCCUCGGUACCUCGGAACCCUCUGCUGUGGCUGGAAAUGAAGGGGUGGCAGAAGUAAUAAGCACAGGAUCUGGGGUAAAGAGUUUGAGCAAAGGCGACUGGGUCAUCAUGAAACAUGUCUCCCAGGGUACGUGGCGGACACACAUGGACAUUGACGAGAGCAGACUCAUAAAAAUCGAUAACAAGGAGGGCCUGACACCUUUACAAGUCGGUACCGUCUCAGUCAAUCCAUGUACUGCCUAUCGCAUGUUACUGGACUCCGCGAAAUGGAGCUUUCGUGGAGAUGAGUGGUUCAUUCAAAACGGUGCCAACAGCGGCGUGGGUCGAGCGGCGAUACAACUCGGUAGGGAAUGGGGUUUCAAAAGUAUCAAUGUCAUUCGAGGACGCGAAGAUAAGGACGAAGAGCAGAAACUUCGCCAAGAACUACUUGAUAUUGGAGCUACGAAAGUGAUCACUGAAGAAGAACUUCAAAGUCGCGAAAUCAGGGACCAGAUCAAGGAAUGGACCAAUGGGGGCCGUGAAGAAGUCAAAGUCGGCCUCAACUGUGUUGGAGGCAAGCCAGCGACGGCACUUGCCAAGUUCUUGAGUCCUGGUGCGACAAUGGUAACAUAUGGAGCCAUGAGCAAACAACCCGUCAUAUUACCUGCAUCACUACUGAUCUUCAAGGAGAUCUCAUUCAAUGGCUUUUGGGUCAGCAAGUGGAGUGAUAGGCAUCCCGAUCAAAAGAAACAGACUGUUGAAGAUGUUCUGAAAUUGACACGGGAAGGAAAAUUCAAAGACAUUCCAGUACAAGAGUGCAAUUGGGGCUGGAAAACGGAUGCCGAAACUCUGAAGAAGGCCGUUCAAGGCACGUUGGGUGGCUUCCGAGCAGGGAAAGGAGUGUUCGUUUUUGAAGAAACCUGA
This is a messenger RNA of Exophiala bonariae, 1218 nucleotides long. RefSeq lists its product as uncharacterized. Gene Ontology annotation, molecular function: trans-2-enoyl-CoA reductase (NADPH) activity. The record is from RefSeq and is a predicted model, not a curated record. The coding region runs from base 1 to 1218 and encodes 405 amino acids. Gene Ontology annotation, cellular component: mitochondrion. NCBI's taxonomy places the organism in Eukaryota, Fungi, Ascomycota, Eurotiomycetes, Chaetothyriales, Herpotrichiellaceae. Gene Ontology annotation, biological process: fatty acid metabolic process. The transcript has a single exon.